AUGUCGGCCCGAGGAGCUCAGAUUGCCCCUAGAACGAACUUGGCGCCAUCGCCUUUGGCUAGUGGGGCUGCUUCCUCACCAGAAUCAAGUUCGCCUGGUGGAAUUACAACCAUCGCCACAUCGCGAGAAUGGGUCUUGCCACCAAGACCCAAACCAGGACGCAAACCUAGUGUUGACACGCCGGCGUCCAAGAGAAAGGCACAAAACCGUGCUGCUCAGCGUGCUUUCAGGGAACGCAGAGCCACGCGUGUGCAAGAGUUGGAGCAGAAGUUGCUCGAGGUGGAAAAAGACAAGGAGACCCGAGAAAUGGGUCUAGUCAACACCAUCAACAAACUAAAGUUCGAGAACCAGUUUCUUAUAAAGUCUCUUGAGCAACUACGCCUGGAGUUUCAAUCGUUCCGUGCGGCCGGGUCCUCUCCAUCUAGGCCCGAUUCCCUACCGGCGAGCGGAAGCGCCAGUCUACAAGCAAACGCUUACAAGUCUGAACUUAGCCAAAGCGCACACCAACUUCUUGAGUUUGCCAAAUCUCUGCCUGCGCAGGUUUCUGCGUCGCCCGCCCUGCUGCAAUAUUCUGUUCAACAGAUUCUGCCUGCUCCAUCUGCGGAUUCGCCGCCGUCUUUAUCCGCAUUCCGUUCCGUGGCCCCAAAGAGUGGGAACAGCACGCAAAUCACACCUAUAUCCCACAAGCUGUCGCCUGAUAAGAAGAAGGACAGUACCGAAGAUUUUGAUUGCGGUAUUUGCCUCAAGGAAAGAUGUCUUUGCGAAGAUGUGGGCCUCAAGUCGAAGAGCUUGGAAGACACAUUCAAGUCCUUCACACCUAUGGCCGCAGUAUCUUUGCGUGCCAAGCGUAAAGUUUCCGAGGUGAAAGAAAUUGACUUUACCGCAGGAUACAAGAAAAUGCCAGAUCUCAAGAAAUUGCGCAAGAACUCGCUGGAAAGAGACAAGCCGAGAAAAACGUCGCUGGUAUCGAUGGGUGGCGACAACUUCGACGAGAACUCGCCAGUUGAAAACUGUGGCUUUUGCACGGAUGAUACCCCAUGUGUCUGUAGAGAAGCGGCCAAAGAAGCGGCUCGCCUCAACCAGUCGCUUCAGGAAAAGGAGGAAGAAGAACACGAUGCGGCUGGCCCUAUGCUGCUUCCUCCUAUCCAGGUUAAGGAUGGUGUGUCUAAGGCGCCGUUGCCCGUGAUGCAUCCGGGACCUUCUCUUGAAAUCAGAGAGUACACGAAUUUGACUCCGGGAGCAGUGCCUACGGUUGUCACCAAAGAGGAAACUGCGCCAGAAACGAGCAACAACAAGCCAGACGAGGAAAAAUCGGGAUGCACAGGCAACCCUGGAACGUGCAUGCAAUGUCAGAUGGAUCCGAUGUCAACGCUAUUUUGUACUACAGUUGCAAGCAAGGCUGCGCUGGAACCAACACAAGCAACGCAAGACGUGCCAAAGGCAUUGCCUACUGGUGACGAGAAGUCUUCAGCAUCUCUGGAAUCUUCUUCUCUGCGACCUUCGUCGCUGGGUCCUUCAUCUCUAGGGCCAUCUUCUCUGGCGUCUAUCUCUGCGGCAUCCUCGACAUCUUCGGUGCCUCUGCCUUCAGGAGGCAUUUUCAUUCCGUGUUCUGAUGCUUAUAAGACACUUUCGCGCCACAAAAGGUUUAACAGUGUGGACUUUCUGUCGCUUGUGGGCAGAUUGACCACUAGGGGAAUGCUUGUGGAGGCUCAAUCUGUGGCGAAUGUGAUUCGGGAGCUAGACAGAAAGGUGUACGAUUAG
Clavispora lusitaniae ATCC 42720 is the source of this 1761-nucleotide messenger RNA. It is a transcript of the gene HAP43, whose product is annotated as Hap43p. Gene Ontology annotation, biological process: regulation of DNA-templated transcription. Gene Ontology annotation, molecular function: transcription cis-regulatory region binding; DNA-binding transcription activator activity, RNA polymerase II-specific. NCBI's taxonomy places the organism in Eukaryota, Fungi, Ascomycota, Pichiomycetes, Serinales, Metschnikowiaceae. The record is from RefSeq and is a predicted model, not a curated record. Gene Ontology annotation, cellular component: RNA polymerase II transcription regulator complex; nucleus.